Penicillium waksmanii is the source of this 1197-nucleotide messenger RNA. Its product is annotated as ACL4 family protein. The record is from RefSeq and is a predicted model, not a curated record. Gene Ontology annotation, molecular function: protein binding. Bases 1 to 1197 code for a protein of 398 amino acids. Lineage: Eukaryota; Fungi; Ascomycota; Eurotiomycetes; Eurotiales; Aspergillaceae. The transcript has 2 exons.
AUGGGUAAACCCAGACUGCAAAAGAAUAAAUCGAAGAAGUCCUCAAAAUCCUCCCAAAAAUCCGUCCUCGGCCCCGGCGGCUCCGUCUCGAAACACAGCAUGGCCCAAGAUCCCUCCACAUUACUCGAUCAAGCCACCAUCCUUCUACAAACAGGUCGUGCCGAUGAGGCUUUGCCAACUGCACAGCAAGCGCUUGAUCUAGCGGGCGACAAUGGACCGGCACAGCUACCAGCAGUGAACUUGCUGGGAGAAAUCAACGUUGAGCUGGGCGAUAUCGAUACUGCGAGGGAAUGCUUUACUCGCGCCGUGGAGCUGGAUCCCAAUGGCUCUAUUUCCGAGUCUGAGGGUGGGGGUUCUGAGAAAUUCCUGUGGCUCGCUCAAUUGAGUGAGCAAGGUGGUGCAGAGAGUGUUCAAUGGUUUGAAAAGGGCGUCGCAUCCCUACGACAAGUCUUGCAGUCCCUGGAAGGCAAAACCAGCAAAGAAGAUAUUGAAAAUUCCAAAGAGAAAAAGACCAAGCUGUCAAAUGCGCUCUGUGCUGUUGCCGAAAUCUAUAUGACCGAUCUUUCAUGGGAAGAAGAUGCAGAGGCCCGGUGCGAUGCCCUUAUCACAGAAGCUAUUACGGUGACGCCAGAUGCCCCCGAGGUCUUGCAGACUCUCGCAUCUAUCCGUAUAUCACAGCUGCGAACCGAGGAUGCCCAAGCAGCGCUCCGGAAAAGUACCGGUAUUUGGAAAGAUCUACCCCCAGAGGACCUCACUAUUCCCGAUUUUGCAGUGCGCAUCAGUCUUGCACGACUUCUGAUGGAAGUCUCUUUGGAAUUCGAGGCCUUGGAAGUUCUUGAGCGAUUGAUCCUCGAGGAUGACCAGAGUGUUGAAGCAUGGUACCUCGGAGGCUGGUGUCUCUAUCUGCUAGCGGAGAAGCAGCAGGCGCCAAAGGAUGUGACAGAGGAAGACCCCUCCGAAUCCCCGCGACAAGCGUCAUUGGUGGCCAGUCGGGAAUGGCUCAAGCAGAGCUUGAAACUCUAUGAAGUAUUAGAAUAUGAGGAUGAGCGACUCCGUGAUCAUGCCCUGGAACUGGUUCAGGGAAUGAACCAGGAAAUUGGUGAAGAUAUGGAUGACGAUAGUGAGGCUGAAGGUGAAGGCGAAUGGGACGGUGAGAUCGAGGCAGACUCUGAUGAUGAUCACGAAAUGGCCGAUUGA